AUGAUUCCACGUGCACUACAAAAAUUAAUAUUCUGUGCAACUCAAGGCGAGAGUACCUCGGAGUUAAGCGAUCAGGAAAUUGCAGCAGUGAAAGAUGUGUGGGCAAGAGCUCGUAAUGGAGACGUUGGCACGAAAAUUCUUUAUGCACUUAUUGAAAAGAAACCUUCGUUUGCCGUAUAUUAUGGCUUUGAUUCUACGAAUAUGCAAGAAAUGAGGAAAAGCGAAACAUUCAUUGCCCAGGCUAAACGCAUUCAAGAUUUCCUCGACACAGUCGUUGCAUCAUUAGGUACAUGCCCCGAUAGCACAAUUCAUCAUAUGGCAAACAGAAUAGGACAAAUCCACUACUAUAAAGGAGUAAAUUUUGGAGCUGACAAUUGGUUAACAUUUAAGAAAGUUACGGUUGAGCAAGUUAUCGCCAUGCAAAAGAAGGCGUCCAUGUUUAGCCUCACGCCUUCGAAAGAUUUUGUUGUAACAGAGAUGACAUUGGAAUCGUCGCGAUCAGCUAUCGAACGUGGUUGUUUGUAUACCAUCGGAUGGAACAAGCUGAUGGCUAUCAUCAUUCGAGAAAUGAAACGAGGUUUCCUACAAGAAGCUCAACGAAACUGUCGCGACGAUUCUAGCACUGGAACGGAAGAUCAAUAA
Molecule: messenger RNA, 642 nt
Organism: Cylicocyclus nassatus
Lineage: Eukaryota; Metazoa; Nematoda; Chromadorea; Rhabditida; Strongylidae
Source: the annotation of a GenBank genome assembly